Molecule: messenger RNA, 3471 nt
Organism: Rhagoletis zephyria (snowberry fruit fly)
Lineage: Eukaryota; Metazoa; Arthropoda; Insecta; Diptera; Tephritidae
Product: chromodomain Y-like protein
Source: RefSeq, a predicted model, not a curated record
CAACAUUGGUUUGUCAAAUUGACAUUUGAUAAAGAACUGGAAAUUUUGAUGUCGAGGCUUUAAUUACGUGAAAAAUAAGCAAAAUAAUCUUAAAUUCUAAUCGGUCGAACUUAAACAGCUUAUAAUUACUCGCAAUAUUGAUAAAUAUCUGUAGAAUUAUGUUGACGAUCAAAUAAUUUGGAAUUUAAAUAGACAAAGCCUAUUUUUAGUAAAGAGUGCAAGAUUGUAAUUGUUUUUAUGAAUGAAAAGAAAGCAGAAAAAAUGGCGCCCGCUGACAUGUAAACAUGCCCUAAGAUAACACAUUACGAUUUAUUUAUAAAAAGCCUCAAGUUUCAAGCAAGAUAUUAGUUUUAAAUAUAAUUUGAACAUUUGUUAAUAAUGAUGUCUUGCGCGGGUGUAUGUAGCAGAGUUGAGAAUAUGGAUGAACUGACCUCGCUAGAACGCGAGAUUGCCGAAAUGCACCAUGUGGAUCCACCUAAAACUGUGGAGUACCUUGGAGGCGAUAACUUAAACUCUAGCAAUAGUGAUGCCAGUAACCAGGUGUUUUGUAGUGAAAAGGCGUCUCUUCAGAAAUCAAAACUGUCAAGCACGCAAAUUUUAGAUAACAUCAAUCCUGAAGAAGCCACCAAUUUUCCACAAAGUGAUCCCGUUAAUGAAGGGUCUAUUUUACCGGAAGAAAAUGAAUGUACGGCCUUAGAACAUGAAGAUUUGAUUGCUGUCCUAAAAGGCAUUGACGAACACACGAAUAUUAUAAAUGUGAAAGUAGAAAAAGACGAUGACCAGGACCAGCAAUAUAUCCGGCCGCCAUCUAUUACAGAAAGUGAGUUGGCUGAAGGAGUAACCAUUGAAGGUGAGGGCCAAUUUCAAAUUAUGGAAGUAGUAUAUGAUGAAUUAGAUGAACAUGAGACAAUAUCAAAAGAAACCGAAGAUGCUCGAAAUAUUCAGGCUUCUUCAUCUCAGCGUGUGGUAAAUAAUGGCGCAAGCGCAAUAUCACACUUAACGAGUGAAGAAAUACGUGCAAUGGCCAUGGAACAAAUUGCCGGUUUGAAUGCUCGGGGCGGUGACCGUCAGCGAAAACGCAAGCAAGAUAUCAAACCCUUGAAAGUGGAAGAAAGCUCCGAUUUGGUGAGCUCACUUGGUGCAGAUUGGAGUGACGAUGACAAUGAACUUGCAACGAAAGCUUCAUCCGGCUUAGUUAGCUCAAAACAAAGCAAUUCUACUUCCGAGAUCAAAAAUAGAAAAAGUGAACUUGAAAAAGAUAUAAGCAAUCAAGAACGCGAAGGAAAAGAAUCAACAAACAAAAACACGGACCUGAAUAUAGUAAAACUAGAGAAAGUGGAGUCCGAUAACUUACAUGAAGACACACUUCCGAUGGUAGAACCGCUUAUAAAUGACGAGCCUACUAUAAAACCUGUAGUAGGUUUCAAGCGCACACGUAUUAUAAAACCAAAAAUAAUAUGGGACCCUGACGCACCAGAAACUCAAAUUUCAUAUGCGCAAUUCGCACGCAACAGUUCCAAACUAAAUUUGGAUGCUGAAAGCCCGUCUUCAAAGAUAGUAUCGCAUAAAACAUCUGCAUCUAAAAAUCAACACAACGAGUUGAAAGAAAAGAAAUCAUCUUUACAACGCCAAAAUGAUCCUGAAAAUAAGCAACAUCGGGGAUCAGAGCUAAAAGUAUGUUCUGGCUCCCCUGCAACAAAGAAAAAGGAAACUAGGUCCUCAUCGCCUGCAGGUAACUCUUCAAAUCGAAAUAAAAAUGUCAGUCAAGAAAAUACGAUGAAAACUCAGUCACCCGUGAAACGGCGAUCUCAGACACCUAUCAUAAAUGGAACUGGUAGUGGUGCUGGUUCAAAGAAAAAAAAGUUAAGUGAAAUCGACCGUUUAGUAAGCGAUGAAGGUGCUGCUAAUAUGCUACAUUCCUUGGAGAGCGAGAGAAGUAAAUUAAUUGCAGAACAAGGUGUCGAUAAGCCACAAAAACAUUUAAUGCGCAGCCGCGCAGCUACAAUUUCAGAAAAGAUAUUGAAGAGAGAAUCUACACCAACAUCUGGGAAAACAACACCAACAUCUGGGAAAACAACACCCACUCCAACCAAUAGUGGAGGUACAAGAAACAAGCGUACUUCUAAACAAAAACCAUCAUCAACUUGGGAUUAUGUGUAUAAACAAAAAGCUAGUGAGGAUGCAAUGAUUAUUAGACGACGCUCUAAUAGUUCUUAUUCGAGCAAUGCGUCAGUGCGACGUCUUAGUUUAGAUACAGCAAUACCGAAUGCUCAAAAUGUCUCCAAAACAACAGCAACGACAAAAGCUGGGCAACAAAAAAUAACACCGACCACGACUACUGGUACAAGCAGUUCGGUAACAAAAACUACCCAAAGGAGUUUGUUAAAAACGUCAAACGAAAAUAAUAAUGCAUCUGUUGAAAGUUCUGAUGCCAGCAUAAGUGCCAAAAUAUCCGCUGGCAACUCUUUUGAGUUCGCUAAACCUGAAUCAAAAUCUAACCAAAAAAACAAUAGGCGUGUAAAGGGUGUCAGUCAUGGUGAAGAAUCCUCGACAAAUGAAACUAAAAAGCCAACAGUAACACCUGGUACACGAAAAGGCUCCCGUAGCCCAGCCAGCGUCGAUGAAAGAGACAAAAACAAGAGCACCGGAGUAAGCGCAAAAGUAUCUCCGAAGCAGACGAAAGAGGAUUCCCCGGCCGGAUCCAAUGCUUCAGACGUGGUUGUAAAAAAAGUUGCAAAGGUUGCACAAAUAGUGUUCAACACCCAGAAGGCGAAAAUUAAUUAUACAUUCACCGCCCAGAUGUUGAAUAAGUUGGUUGAUAUUUUAGAGAAACUCAGUAAAGAUGCAGAAUGUAAUGCCGUGGUGAUCACGACUAACGCUCCUAAUUUCUGUCACGGCAUCGAUUUUACGGAUUUAACAUUUGGCACAUUGGAGAAGCGCAAACUAACAGCAGUAUAUUUAGCAACGGCGGUUAAGAACUAUCUAAAGAUGUUGGCAACAUUCCCAAAGCCAUUGGUAGCUGGUGUAAGCGGCAGCAAUAUUGGAUUGGGUGUGACGCAAUUACCAUUGUUUGACGUAGUAAUUGGUAGCGACAAAGGUUCAUAUGAAACUCCAUAUGUCAAAAUAGGACAAGUCCCCGAAGGAUAUUGCUUUUGGAAUAAUUCAACCAAAAUCCGUGAUAAUUAUAAAACCAAACUUUUUUGGUUGGGAGAGAAAUUACAUUCAACUGAAUCGGCGCUAUCUGGAUUAGUGCACAAACUUACCGCUUCGNGUACGUACAGUGCCGGUCACUUGAAUAGCGUCGUCUUUCGAUCCUCAUCAUAUCGAUUUAUGAAGAAAGCUGUUAUCACCAAUCAUUUAGAAACAAUCAAUAAGUCUCUGGACGAAGAAUUCGAGACCAUCAUUGAACAGUGGACAUCGGCGGAAAGUUAUGAAAGUUUCAAAAAGUAUUUGGAGAGUGGUCACUUUUAA